Pseudomassariella vexata is the source of this 1491-nucleotide messenger RNA. Its product is annotated as general substrate transporter. Gene Ontology annotation, molecular function: carbohydrate:proton symporter activity. The record is from RefSeq and is a predicted model, not a curated record. Gene Ontology annotation, cellular component: membrane. Gene Ontology annotation, biological process: transmembrane transport; carbohydrate transport. The transcript has 3 exons. Lineage: Eukaryota; Fungi; Ascomycota; Sordariomycetes; Amphisphaeriales; Pseudomassariaceae. The coding region runs from base 1 to 1491 and encodes 496 amino acids.
AUGGGUGGCGUCCUAACCCUGCCCAACUUCCUCUCCUUCUUCCCCUCCAUCAACCCCUCUGCCGAGGGCCUCACACCAGCCGAGCAAUCCACCCGCUCCACCAACCAAGGUAUCGCCGUCGCCUCCUAUAACCUAGGCUGUUUCUUCGGCGCUAUCCUCACCAUCUUCAUCGGAAACCCCUUGGGCCGGAAAAGGAUGAUUAUGCUCGGUACCUCCAUCAUGAUAAUCGGCGCCAUUCUCCAAGCCUCGGCUACUACACUCCCGCAUUUUAUUCUGGGACGCAUUAUCACGGGGUUGGGAAACGGCGGGAAUACGUCCACGGUCCCGACGUGGCAGUCCGAGGCGUCAAGGGCGCACAAGCGGGGCAAACUGGUCAUGGUCGAGGGGGCGCUGAUUACGGGCGGGAUCAUGACUAGUUAUUGGGUUGAUCUGGGCAUGUCGUUUACGGCGCCGAGUAGUGUUUCGUGGCGGUUCCCGCUCGCGUUUCAGAUUGUGUUUUGUGUUUUUAUACUGGCGUUUAUUUGGGGACUGCCGGAGUCGCCUAGAUGGUUGAUUUUGAAGGGCCGCGAGGACGAAGCGAGGGUGGUGCUUGCCGCGCUCGCGGAUAGAGAGGUGGAGGACAAGGAGGUUAGGAAUGAGUUUAUCGAGAUCAAGGAUACGGUGGUCGAGAUGAGUAAGGGGACCUUUGGGGAUUUGUUUACCAUGGAUAAGGACAGAAACCUCCAUCGCACUCUCCUGGCAUACAUCAACCAGAUGUUCCAGCAAAUCUCCGGCAUAAAUCUCAUUACUUACUACGCUGCGGUCAUAUACAAAGGCCUGGGAAUGACCGAUUUCAUGUCUCGUCUUCUGGCCGCUCUCAACGGAACCGAGUACUUCAUCGCCUCCUGGCCGGCGGUGUUCCUAGUCGAGCGCGUGGGAAGGAGAAAACUCAUGCUUUUCGGUGCCGUGGGGCAAGCGGCCACCAUGGCGAUCCUGGCCGGGGUGAACUCGAGGUCCGAGACCGGGUUCCAGAUUGCGGGCAUAGUGUUUCUAUUCGUGUUUAACACCUUCUUUGCCGUUGGUUGGUUGGGCAUGACGUGGUUGUAUCCGGCGGAGAUUGUGUCCUUGAGGACUAGAGCACCUGCGAAUGCUUUGUCCACAUCUGCGAACUGGAUCUUCAAUUUCCUCGUUGUUAUGAUCACCCCCGUCGCCUUCAACAGCAUCGGCUACCAAACCUACAUUAUCUUCGCCGUUAUCAAUGCCUUCAUGGUCCCCAGCGUCUACUGGUUCUACCCUGAGACCGCGUAUCGUUCCCUGGAAGAAAUGGAUUCCAUUUUCCACAAGGUGAAAGGCACGUCGGGUUAUUUUUCGGUUGUGAAAGUAGCUCGUGAUGAGCCGCGGAGAUAUGGAAAGAAUGGGGACUUAUUAAUUGAUUAUGAGAAGACGGAAGAGCACAAGGGGCAUAUGAUGCACAACGAGGUUGGGCCUGUGGCUGGGGAUGAGACGGUUUAG